AUGCAUAUUUCAACAGUGCUGGUUUCAAGAAAAGUUCAAGUGAAGAGUGAGAAUUCAGGUAUUAUUAUUGUCUCCCUAUAUGUAGAUGAUAUUGUAUAUACUGGUAACAGCCCACAAAUUCUUGAAGAAUUUAGAAAAGAUGUGAUGAAGCACUAUGAGAUGACAGAUUUGGGAUUGUUACACCACUUUCUUGGAAUGGGAAUAUUACAAACCGAGAAGAGUAUUUUUAUACACCAAAAGAAGUAUGCACAGAAGUUGAUUGAGAAGUUUGGAUUAAAAGAUUGCAAAGCGGUAGCAACUCCACUUGCAAUGAAUGAGAGAUUGAGCAAGAUUGAUGGAAGUGAAGCUGCAAAUGAAGGAGAAUACAGACAGAUUGUGGGAAGCUUGCUCUAUUUGACAGCAACUAGACCUGAUGUGAUGUUUGCAGCAAGUCUCUUGGCAAGGUUCAUGCAUAAUCCUACCAAGAAACACCUAGGGACAGCAAAGAGAGUGCUGAGAUAUAUUCAAGGAACACUUGAUUUUGGAAUUGAAUUUAUAAAAGGGAAGACAACUACUCUAAUCGAUUACUGUGAUAGUGACUGGGCAGGAAGUGAAGAUGAUAUGAGGAGCACUUCAGGGUAUGCAUUUACUCUAGGAUCUGGUGUGUUUUCAUGGGCAUCGAUUAAGCAAAACAUAGUGGCAUUGUCCACUGCAAAAGCAAAAUAUGUCAGUGCUGCUAAAGCUAUUUCCCAAGCAAAAUGGUUGAGGUUCGUACUUGAGGACUUUGGAGAAGAACAAGUUGAAGGAACUCAAAUCAUGUGUGAUAACACAUCAGCCAUAGCAAUGGCAAAGAAUCCAGUUCUCCACCAGAAAACCAGACAUAUCAGUUGA
This is a messenger RNA of Prunus dulcis (almond), 870 nucleotides long. RefSeq lists its product as uncharacterized. The coding region runs from base 1 to 870 and encodes 289 amino acids. The transcript has a single exon. NCBI's taxonomy places the organism in Eukaryota, Viridiplantae, Streptophyta, Magnoliopsida, Rosales, Rosaceae. The record is from RefSeq and is a predicted model, not a curated record.